GGCGUCUCACGUGUCUCGCACAUCAUGCUGGUGUCAGGGUUUUUCGAGCUGAGAUGGACGUUCGCGAACUUUUGUGGAUUAGUUGGAGUUGAAGGAAGCUAGGCCUGAGUAGAUUGUAGAGGUUCUGUAUUUGAGGCCCGCAAUUUGAGAAGACCAGCACCAUCCCUUUAAGGUCACCACCAGGACCACCUGGACUUGGUUUUGUGGCCACCUGAGGUUGGGAACCGUGGUGUAAGGCCUUUCAGUGGAAGUUGGGUACAGGAUUUGCAUUGAGUCAAACAUUUUGGUUCAGAUAAAUCAACUGUGCCCUGAGAUUGGGUUUUUGGCAUGAGUGAACUAACACCAGAAGAGAUUCGCCAACGAAGAUUGGCCCGCCUUGGAGUAUCAGCCUCUUCAUCACCCUCUAAUGAAUCAGCAACUGUAGCAGAGAAACAGGAAGAGUCUUUCACCAAAACUAGGGUAUCUGAAGAGUCAUGUGAACAUGAACUCCCUGGCAAUAAGAAGCACAGAUCAGAAGAUGUUCCAUCACUUCCCCCAACACCAAGCUCAUCUCAGGAAAUUGGGAUGGAAAUUUCAAGCCUUCCCCGGUUAGGAAGUGCAACCAGGCGGCUCACAAUUACAGAACCGACAGCAAUGGAAACAGAGGAGGUGAGUCAAGACCAAUGGAAGCAAUCGGAGGACACAAAGGUAUCUUUGCCUGACAACGAUUCAGGUAUUGAAACAAUGGAGGUUGAAGAAGCUUCUUACCCAGCUCAGGACAAAAUUGGGAUGGAAGAAGUGCAGGAGCUUCUUUGCACAGUUUUAAAAGUCACACUCAAGGAAGAUCAAGAAGCAGAUGAUGGGACGAGUGUCGCCUGCUCGCGUCCUUACCUCCGAGAGACAGCUGCAUCGUUGGCUCAGACAUACCCCUCAAAUGGAGGAGUCUUGGAUCUCGUUAAGUGUGCAGUCAAUGAAGGAAUUAUAGAACUGUUGGGAAUGGUCAGGCAUGGAGAAUCCACAUGUGAUGUGCACCUUCCUGAAGGUGAACCAGAUGUAAACGGGUUGAUUCUUGAGCAUUUAAAGACAGAUGAAGGUUGGGCAUCACGUCUUCUUCUUCAGUGCCUCAUUCAGACUUACCUCCAGACCAAGAUACCCUUGGUUCGUUCUGACCUCCUCAAGAUCUGGAAGAAGAAUGGUGAGCUGCUAGAUGUAGCCCUGAGGGAAGUUCGUGCACAAUGUUCCCGACAUGCUUUGCUGCUGAUUCUCGGGAAGAGCCUAGUUCCUGGACCACCCUGUCACGGACUCAUUCUCCAGUAUCUCUUUGCUGGCUGUCUCCCCAAUGGUUUUCUCCUGGAUCUCCUGUCUUGUGCUCAGGAAGAGGGUCUUGAAACCAGGGCUGCCCUCAUCAAUCCCAUUCUGGAUCAUAUCUUGGACAUGGUGCAAGGCUCUGCCUUGCAAUCAAAGACAUUUGAGCAGCCUCUUCGCCUCCUUCAGGAACUCUGUGAAAUCUCAGUAAAUGUUCGUGGAAAGAAGGUCUUUCCCUUCUGCUCUCAGCUGGUUUUCCUGAAGAAUUGGGACCCAGAGCCGUUGACAGAAGGAGCUAGAGGAAGAGAAUUGGCUUUUCUCUCUUACAUGGGAGGAUUCUUGAAUCUCUCUCCUUUCCUGGAAGAUGAUUCUCGUGUGGCUGAUCAUUUUUUCCCAACGACUGCUUCGCCUGAUCGAGUUCGUGUUGCCGUCCCCUCCAUCCGUGCUACCCUUGCCUCAUUGAGACUGCACCUCCCAAAAGUGUUUCGGUGCCUAUUGGUGAAUGGUGAAUCUCGACAGCGAACUCUGGAUUACAUGGCCAAGAUUGUUUCCCGGAAUGAAAAGAGGGCACAGCUACAGGUUGAUGAAUCAGCUGUAGCUGGUGAUGGAUUUAUGCUCAACUUCCUCUCUGUGAUGCAUUAUCUUGUCACCAAGGUCCCCUUGGAGAAAGUGGAUAUAUAUUAUCCAUUUCAUCCCAAGUCUCACCUGGAUAUUAAGAAUGCAACGAGGCUCAAAGCCACAUCUCAAGAAGCUUCUACCUGGCUGGAUCAAUUGGAGAAGAAUGUCAGCCACCAGUGGAAGGAUCCUAACUUCAAUAGCAUUUGCUGGUUUCUUACCCUUCACACACUACAUAUCUCCAUUGUCCCUACUUGUCGGCAUUAUCAACGUCGCUUGAGGAAUCUCAGGGAAAUCAAGAAGAUGUUGGAGGAUCUACAGAACACAGAAGAGCAAUGGAAGGACACGCCCUUGGCUGCCCGUCACAGGACAAUGAUGAAACGCUUCUCACAUCAAGUCAAGAAGCUGUAUCGCAGCAAGGCAUGUUCAGAAGCAGCUAUCUUGGAUCCUGAUUUGCUGGGCUCCUGCAUGUCCUUCUAUUCGCGGGUGGCUGUGUAUCUUCUGAAGCUGGUCAGAGAGAAAGGAGAGAGUACAGUUGAUCCCAGUCUACCACUCCCAUCUCAGGUCCCAUUCCUGUUUGCUGCCUUGCCCGAGUGGUACAUUGAAGAUAUUGCUGAAUUCCUUCUCUUCGUUGUCAACUCAGAAUUCUAUGACAAGUUCACGAUCCGAUACUACAUCAGUAUGAUCUUCAAGAGCAUUUGGGACAUGCGCAAUCAUCAUGAUGCAAUGGUGCGUGAAUCUAAUUCAGGAAAGCAGUUUGUGAAGUUUAUCAACAUGCUUAUCAAUGAUAUGACCUUCCUGUUGGAUGAGAGCUUGGAUUCAUUGAAACGUAUCCAUGAGGUCCAAGAAGCUAUGCAGAAUCCUAGCUGGAAAGAUGAGUCCCACGAGAACCAGCAGGUUCAGGUCCGCCAGCUGGAAUCCGAUGAACGUCACUGCCGAUCUUACCUCACAUUGGCACGAGAGACUGUGGACAUGUUCCACUAUCUGACUGUCGAGAUCAAGGAGCCCUUCCUUCGACCUGAGCUCGUUGAUCGUCUUGCUGCUAUGCUCAACUGCAACUUGCAACAACUCUGUGGGCCCAAGUGCAAAAAUUUGCGGGUGAAAAAUCCUGAUAAGUAUGGAUGGGAGCCACGAAAACUCCUGGAUCAACUGACUGAUAUCUACCUUCACCUCGACUCAGAUGCCUUCGUCCGUGCUCUUGCCAAUGAUGAGCGUUCAUUUAGUCGAGAGCUGUUUGAAAUUGGAAUUGCUCGAAUGAAGUCGGCUUGUAUCAAGCCCAGCACACAGAUUGAGCAUUUCCAAAACCUUGUUGAGCGAGCCAUUCAGCUCCAAACUCUCAAGAGGAAGCAGGAAGUGGAUUACAGUGAUGCACCAGACGAUUUCAAAGAUCCACUGAUGGAUACCCUGAUGACAGACCCAGUGCGGGUUCCAACCAGUAAUACAGUGAUGGAUAGAUCUGUGAUCUCUCGCCACCUCCUCAAUUCCUCCACUGAUCCAUUCAGCAGGCAACACCUCACUGAGGACAUGCUCAUCCCAGAGCCUGAGCUGAAGAUGCGCAUUGAGGCAUGGUUGAAGAAAAAGACCAAGAAGGUGUCGAGUGAAUCUGAAGAGGUGCAAGAUGAUUAAAGCUACUGAGGGUCUCUGAUAUCUGUAGGCAUCCAUGACAAAGAGAAGAGGAUUUUUUUUUUCUUCCUCAAAACAGUCUAUUAAAUGAGGGAAUCUGACUCCUCUCUUUCUCAUAAGAUUUCAGAUGGUACUGUGAGCCUACUCUUAUACUUCUUGAGAUAGCCUGUGCUGCACCCUGUGGCUCUUGUAGAGUGAAAUAUAUUUUAUUCUCAACAAUGUCAAAA
Molecule: messenger RNA, 3749 nt
Organism: Darwinula stevensoni
Lineage: Eukaryota; Metazoa; Arthropoda; Ostracoda; Podocopida; Darwinulidae
Source: the annotation of a GenBank genome assembly